Messenger RNA from Seriola aureovittata, 2668 nucleotides. RefSeq lists its product as uncharacterized. Bases 1250 to 2200 code for a protein of 316 amino acids. The record is from RefSeq and is a predicted model, not a curated record. The transcript has 6 exons. Lineage: Eukaryota; Metazoa; Chordata; Actinopteri; Carangiformes; Carangidae.
UGCUGGAGACACGUUUACUGCUCUAGUAUUGUUGCUAAGCUAACGUUAGCUGUUAGCUGCAGCUAGCUGGUUUAUGAUGAACGUUUACUUUAUGUUGAAUGUUAAUUAUUACUGGCGGGAAGAUAAAGCUUUAGCUUGAGAUCGCAGCAGGAGACUUCAGUUUUACCUCCAGACAUCCACAAAAUGAUUGUUAAAGAAGAGAAGCAGGAGUGGAGCUCCAGUCUGGACCAGGAGGACCCAGAGCCUAAAUAAAUUGCACCAGAAGUGACUGUUCUUCCUGUUCCUAAAUUGUGACAACACAGCGCCUGAUAGCGGCUUCGCUGGUCAGAGUGAAACCGCAGAGGUGUGACGGAGUGUGUGUGGUUGUGUGAACAUGUCUAAAAUCUAGUCACCAAGUUCACAUUCACUCCUGACCCUGUGAAGAGUGAAGAUGAUGAUGAUGAUGGAGAGAAAGCUCAGUCCUCACAGCUUCAUCAGAGUCAGACUGAGGAGAACAGAGAGGCAGAGCCUCCAGCCAGCAGCUCAGCUGAACACAUGGAGACAGAAGCUGAUGGAGAGGACGGUGGAGGACCAGGACCAGACAGGAACUCAGAUCCAGACAGACAUUUACAACCUGAUCCUCAUGUCAGGGCUGAAGACUCUUCAGACUUUAAAAUUGAAAUCAGUGAUGAUGAUGAUGAUGAUGAUGAUGAUGAUGAUGAUGAUGACGGUGAUAAGAAAGAGACCAGAGAACCUCAGUCAAAUUUAAACAGUGUUAAAAAUAAUGAUGUCGCUGUAGGAGAAAUCACUUAUAAUAAUGGUGAGAGAUCAUUUAUGUGCUCUGAGUAUGAGAAAAUAUUUCGUCACAAAAGAGAGCUGAGAAGACACGUGAGAACUCACACAGGAGAGAAACCCUUCAACUGGUCUGUGUGUGGUAGAAGUUUUGCUGACAAGUCAAGUGUGAUGAAACACACAAGAACUCACACAGGAGAGAAACCAUUCAGCUGCUCCCAGAGUGGUAAAACCUUUGGCCGUAAAACAAACCUGAAGGCACACAUGAGAAUCCACACAGGAGAGAAACGCUUCAGCUGCAGUGUUUGUGACAAAAGCUUCACUUGGCAUCAUCAGCUCAAAAACCAUCAGUGUGUUGGUCACUCAGCUGACUGUGGAGGAUCCACACCAGCCAGAGACCAUGUAGCACUCACUGUCACCCACUGACAUCCACAGAGACCACAGAUGUUAGUGACGGAGUGUGUGUGGUUGCGUGAACAUGUCUAAAGUCUACAAGCUGAGAGCGCUGGUGAAGCAGAGACUAAGUGCAGCUGCUGAAGAGAUCUUUGUUCUGUGUGAAAGAACCAUAGCGGAGUACGAGGAGGAACUAUGUCGUUCAGAACAGGAGAACCAGCGACAGCAGAAACUACUGGACACUGUUUUCAGCCCUCAGGUUCUGUUACACAGACCAGACAUCCAGCAGCUGCUGGUGAGGAGAGAGGAUCUUCCCCCUGAGCAGCAGGAGUGGAGCUCCAGUCUGGACCAGGAGGACCAGGAGGACCCAGAGCCCCCUCACAUUAAGGAGGACCAGGAGGACCAGGAGGACCAGGAGGACCCAGAGCCCCCUCACAUUAAAGAGGACCAGGAGGAACUCUGGACCAGUCAGGAGGGAGAGCAGCUUCAAGGACUGGAGGAGGCUGAUAUCACCAAGUUCACAUUCACUCCUGUCCCUGUGAAGAGUGAAGAUGGUGAUGAUGAUGAUGAUGAUGAUGAUGAUGAUGAUGAUGAUGAUGAUGAUGAUGAUGAUGAUGAUGAUGAAGAGAAAGCUCAGUCCUCACAGCUUCAUCAGAGUCAGACUGAGGAGAACAGAGAGGCAGAGCCUCCAGCCAGCAGCUCAACUGAACACAUGGAGACAGAAAUGAAGCUGAAUGUGUUUCUGCUGCUGAUCUGUUGCGUCUGUCUGCAGAGAGUCGACUGCAGUCUGCCCAACUUCACACCUGCAACGCCUCAGCUGCAGAUUGAAGUGACGGUGAACUCAAACACUGACAUCAAGAACGGGUUCAGUCGACUUCCUGGACUCUGUCGACGGCUGAAGAGACGCAGAGUCACUGUCCUGUGUAAUCUGGAGAAGUUCUGCUGGCGGCGGCGGGGUCAGAAGAAACAGUCUGGUCAGGUGUGUCGUUGUCCAUGGGGCUCCAGGUGUUUGCAUUUCUAUGUCCACAGUCUCUGAACCACCUUUAAAUAAUAGAAAUGACGUCACUCGGAGGGCGAACAACAUCACUAACCUUCUACCUGCUGGGAUGAACUUCAGCAAUCCAGAGGUUUUCCAUGAACACUUCCAUUUUAACACUUAAAUAACGGUCAGAAAAUUAAUCUUCUGUGCUGUUGCUAUAAAACAUGACAUCACAGAUAGGUUUUAAUACAUAAUAUAAUUUUUUUAAUUAUUUAAAUAUUUUUUAUUUUACAUAUUUUAUAUAUUAAGAUAAUAACUUCAGUAAAAAACAAACAAUAUGUUAAAACUGUGAGACUGCACACCAAUUUGAAUGUUUUCAAUUCCUAUUCAUUUAUGUUGGGUCCUGAAAUAUUUUAUUUUAUUUUGUAUAGAAUUAUUAUUUUCUUAAAUGUAUUUAUUAGUAACAUUUGUAAAAAAAAAUAAAUUUUGAAUAUUGAAAUUCAACAAAAAUUGCAAAUAAAGUGU